Messenger RNA from Eptesicus fuscus (big brown bat), 667 nucleotides. It is a transcript of the gene FABP5, whose product is annotated as fatty acid binding protein 5. NCBI's taxonomy places the organism in Eukaryota, Metazoa, Chordata, Mammalia, Chiroptera, Vespertilionidae. Gene Ontology annotation, molecular function: fatty acid binding. The transcript is spliced from 4 exons. Bases 73 to 480 code for a protein of 135 amino acids. Gene Ontology annotation, biological process: fatty acid transport. The record is from RefSeq and is a predicted model, not a curated record. Gene Ontology annotation, cellular component: cytosol; nucleus.
CCCGCCGGCUCCCGCCACGCUCGCAUCUCCGCACUCCGUUCCGCCUACGUCCCGCACGACUCCGCGCCCACCAUGGCCUCCAUCCAGCAGCUGGUAGGGAGAUGGCGCUUAGUGGAGAGCAAAGGCUUCGACGAGUACAUGAAGGAAUUAGGCGUGGGGAUGGCUCUGCGGAAAAUGGGCGCCAUGGCCAAGCCAGACUGUGUCAUCUCUUCCGACGGCCAGCACCUCACCGUCAAAACCGAGAGCACGUUGAAGACCACCCAGUUCUCAUGCAACCUGGGAGAGAAGUUUGAAGAGACUACAGCAGAUGGCAGGAAAACUCAGACCGUCUGCAACUUCGUCAACGGCGCGCUGGUCCAGCACCAGGAGUGGGACGGGAAGGAGAGCACCAUCACGCGGCGGCUGGAGGGCGGGAAGCUGGUGGUGGAAUGUGUCAUGAACAAUGUCAACUGCACUCGGGUCUAUGAGAAAGUGGAAUAAAAAUCCCAUCAUCCUUCCAGACGGGAAUUAGCCAUGAGGAUAAACGAGCUCAGUUCAAUGAGCAAAUCUCUCCAUGCCUUUUUCCCAUUUCUGUGUUCAGUUAUCACAACCAUUUUACCUGCAGCUGUUUCUGAGUUGGUUUAAUUAAGCUCGACCAUUUCGUUAGUAAAUAAAUGUGUUUAUGCUA